CAAUGGGUUGUUAUGUUAUACAAAUAUUAUUCUUUAUUGUCCAACUCUUUUGGUACGAAAUUUUAAAUUCUAAUAUUCGAUGUCUUAACAUUUUAACAAAAGUCAAUAAUAAAGUGUUAUUUCACCCUUAUACUUAUAGUGAAAAGACCAGCAUCAGUGUUCAAGAAAGAAGAUGCACUUAGAGAAGGACCUCAGCUUGUAAAAGAGGCCCUAGAAGAAGCUGCUGAGUAUCCUCCUUGGCUGCUGAAAUUUGGGAGCAUGACCACACCAGGAAACACAGCAGCAAGAGUAGCAUCAGAUGUUGUGGGUAUUGCGGAAACACCAACCUGUAUCAGUUUCAUCUUAGCUUUGUGUGCUCUACUGUGGCCGGUUAUCAUUGCUGGGGAUAAUUCUGUUCUCUGUAAUGCAGCCAAUGAGGCAAUGUUUGCAGAAUAUUACAAGAUGUGCACUGGUGAUGACUUCUACAGUUUGUGGGAUUCAUUCAUGGCUACCAUUGGGCAGUUACAGUGCCCUUUGCUGUAUCAAUUUGUAACUGAGAAACUUUUUGUGGGAUUGUUAACAAAAAAACACAGUGUCGAUGCCCCCCGUUCAAGUGCCAGUAGUGUAGACAUAACUAUAUCUAACACUGAAAAGCAGGUACUCAGGUACGUUGCUGGGUUCAUCCCACAUGCACUGCUAAGACGCUAUAAAAGGUACAACAAUAGAACCGCUCAACUCUAUGUAGCUGUUCUGCAGCAAUGGAAAGUUUCAGCUGUAACGCACACACAUACCACUUUUCUGCAAUAUACUGAAGGAUGGGUUAAUGCAGUAAAUCGCGGGGGGCUAUUUGUUGUCACUGAUGAAGUAUACCUAUUCUUCCGUGCUGUAGAGAAAGUUGUCAGGACCACUGCUAACUUUGAUCAAGUAUCCAAGGGUAAGCUAACUGGGAUUAAAGAGAACAUCAUGAAGAACCUGGAGUCAAGUUUCUUAGUGAACAAAUACUGGUGUACUAUUGCCUCAAGUAUUGCAAAUGAGAAGGCCAGUAUUAAAUUGUUGGAGACAGUCCUGAUCUAUUAUGUGAACCUAAGAUGCCGGUCAUUUGCAGAUGCGUAUAAUCUUGUUACAAGACAUAAAGACAAUGAAGGCGCAUCUAAGAAGGGUGAAAAGUCCCUUAGAAAAUCACUGAACUGAACCUCUUAUUGCCUUCUUGUAUAUAAGGCAGUGUUUGU
Branchiostoma floridae (Florida lancelet) is the source of this 1208-nucleotide messenger RNA. RefSeq lists its product as uncharacterized. Bases 259 to 1170 code for a protein of 303 amino acids. The transcript has a single exon. The record is from RefSeq and is a predicted model, not a curated record. Lineage: Eukaryota; Metazoa; Chordata; Leptocardii; Amphioxiformes; Branchiostomatidae.